UUUUAGCAGAUGUCCAAAAGCUUUCAACAUGAACGUUUUGCUCACAGUGGUACUGAUUCUUCAAGGAAUUUUGAAAAUCAGUGCUGUGAGUUUUUCAUUCUUAUCAAACCCGGUCGUGUUAGCUGAGGAAGAACCCAUUGGCACGGUGGUUGCUACAACAAGUAAUGACUUCAGUGCUACUGAAUUUGAAAUUGUUGGAGGCAAUUCAUAUUUCGGUAUUGAAAAUGAAACUGGAAUUAUUAAAACCAUCGUAGAUAUCGACUUUGAGAGUUCUAUACCUAAAACAUUUCUUCUUGUGAUUAGAGCUACAAAUGCUACAGAAACUGGCACACAAACUUUGACAAUAUCCAUCACUGAUGUUGAUGAGUCCCCUUUGUGUACGAAUAGUGCAGCAGAUCUUGUCGUGUCUAUUUCUGAGACCAAUAACACUGGAGAAACUGUUCAUAUUUUUUCUGCUUCAGAUCCUGAAAGCAAAGUAUUAAAUUACUCUAUUCUUUCAAUAUCUACAUCUGGAACUCUCACGCUGUUUGAGAUUAACAACCUGGGUGUCAUUUCUACAGUAAGUGCGUUGGAUUAUGAAUCUACUCGUCAGCUGAAGCGGUAUGAUGCUGUAGUUUCUGUGUCCGAUCCAGCGGGCAACACUUGCACUGACACGGUAACAAUCCACAUUACAGAUGUCAAUGAUGAAUCCCCAGUUGUAAGUAAUUGCCCUUCAAGUCCAGCCUCAGUAGAUGAAGAAGCACCUGCCCUGACUCAGGUGGUACAUUUAACUGCCACGGAUAAUGACGACAACGAUGUUUUGACCUUCUCCUUCGGAACUCCUGUGCCUCAAUUCCAAAUUAAUGGAACUGGAAAUGAUGCAUGGAUCAUCACUAGUUCCUUGCUGGACUACGACGAUGCCUCCACCAUCAACAGCUACCAACUAAAUGUAAUCGUCACAGACACGGCAAAUAACUAUGCCAUUUGCGACUUCAUAGUGUCUUUAAAUCCUGUUAAUGAAGCUCCUGAAUGUGAGGUUCAGUUUGCAGCAGGAACAGGACCAGCUGUCACCAUUCCAGAGACCAGUGCCACGGAUGUGUCGGUUUAUAAGUUAAAUGCUUCUGAUCCUGAUGGAAAUGAUUUAUUUUACACCAUUUUGUCAAGUUCCUCCACCAACACAACUGCCCGAUUUAGAGUGGACAAUUUUGGUCAAAUUUACACAACAUCUGCUUUGAAUUUUGAAAAUGGUGACACGAUUUUCUAUGCUGUGGUUUCGGUUACUGAAAAUAUGACUGCAAGUCUCAGUUGCACGAGCACAGUGACAAUCACAGUUACUGAUGUAAAUGAUGAAACUCCAACCAUCAGCUUCUGUCCAUCAAGCACUUUUAAUCUGAAUGAAGAAACGGCUGCUCAUACCACACUGAUUUUACUAUCUGCCUCUGAUAAUGAUAACAAUGACCAAUCAACUUUUAGCUUUUUAGGAAACGAAUCUGCCUUUGAAAUCCAACAAGCUGGAAACACUGCAACAAUUUCGAAUACCUUACAGCUGGAUUAUGAAGAUGAUUCUGUUGUCAAAUUCUAUACAUUAAGUAUAGUUGUCACAGACCUGGGAGGGAAUAUAGCAAUGUGUAACUUGAACAUAUCACUGAAUCCCAUUAAUGAAGCUCCUGAAUGUGCUGCUAACUUAAUAUCAGGACAAACUGUGACCAUCGCCGAGAAUAAUGAUACCGGAGUGUCUGUUUAUAGUUUCUCUGCGUCAGAUCCUGACGGUGAUGUACUAAAUUACACCAUUCUCUCAACGUCCACAUCUGGAACUCUCACGCUGUUUGCCAUUAAUACAGUGGGUGUCAUUUACACAGUAAGCACUUUGGAUUAUGAAGCUACUGGCCAGCUGAAGCUAUACGAUGCAGUGGUUUCCGUGUCUGAUCCUGCAGGUGAGACCUGUACUGGCACUGUCGUCAUUCACAUCACUGACGUCAAUGAUGAAGCUCCAAUUAUAAGUGGUUGUCCUUCGAGUCCAUUGUUGGUUGAUGAAGACGUACCUGUCACGACUCAAGUGUUACAGUUAUCAGCGACUGACAAUGAUGACAAUGACAAUUUUACUUUCUCCUUCACAACUGCUGUAUCUGACUUUCGAAUAAUUCAAGCUGGAAAUGUUGCAUGGAUUGUAACUAACUCCUUGCUGGACUAUGAUGAUGCCUCUGCUAUCAAAAGCUACCAACUAAGUGUAAUCGUCUCUGACCUGGCUUCAAAUAUUGCAAUAUGCAACCUGACAGUGAAUUUAAAUCCUAUUAAUGAAGCUCCUAAUUGUGAAGCCCAAUUUGUAGCAGGGACAGGACCAGCUGUGACAAUUCCAGAAACCAGUGCUCUUGGGAUCUCUGUCUACAAGUUAACUGCAUCUGAUCCUGAUGAAGAUACUUUACAUUAUACCAUUUUGUCGGCCUCCUCCACCAACACCACAGCGCGAUUUAAUGUGGAUAAUUUGGGUCAAAUUACCACAUCAACUGCUUUGAAUUUUGAAAAUGGUGACACACUCUUCUAUGCUGUGGUAUCUAUUAAUGACAAUGCAACUUCAGGCCUCGGGUGCACGGGCACCGUGACAAUCACAGUUACUGAUGUAAAUGAUGAAAGUCCAACCAUCAGCUCCUGUCCUUUGAACACUUUGAUCCUGAAUGAAGAAACAGCUGCUGGUUCCACACUGAUCACUUUAUCUGCCGCUGACGAAGAUGUAAAUGAUGUCUUGGCUUUCAGCUUUGCAAUAAAUGAAACUGACUUUGAAAUCCACACAGCUGGCCACACUGCACAAAUCACCAACACAUUCAAGAUGGACUAUGAAAAUACCUCUGCUAUCAGAUUCUAUACAUUAAAUGUAGUUGUUACCGAUUCAGGAGGUAAUUACGCAAUAUGUAACUUGAACGUGACAUUGAACCCCAUCAAUGAAGCUCCUUUAUGUGACGCUAAUUUUGAAGCUGGAUCAGGACCAGCUGUGACAAUUCCAGAAACCAGUGCUCUUGGGAUCUCUGUCUACAAGUUAACUGCAUCUGAUCCUGAUGAAGAUACUUUACAUUAUACCAUUUUGUCGACUUCCUCCACCAACACCACUGCACGAUUUAAUGUGGAUAAUUUGGGUCAAAUUACCACAUCAACUGCUUUGAAUUUUGAAAAUGGUGACACACUCUUCUAUGCUGUGGUAUCUAUUAAUGACAAUGCAACUUCAGGCCUCGGGUGCACGGGCACCGUGACAAUCACAGUUACUGAUGUAAAUGAUGAAAGUCCAACCAUCAGCUCCUGUCCUUUGAACACUUUGAUCCUGAAUGAAGAAACAGCUGCUGGUUCCACACUGAUCACUUUAUCUGCCGUUGACGAUGAUGUAAAUGAUGUCUUGGCUUUUAGCUUUGCAAUAAAUGAAACUGACUUUGAAAUCCACACAGCUGGCCACACUGCACAAAUCACCAACACAUUCAAGAUGGACUAUGAAAAUACCUCUGCUAUCAGAUUCUAUACAUUAAAUGUAGUUGUUACCGAUUCAGGAGGUAAUUACGCAAUAUGUAACUUGAACGUGACAUUGAACCCCAUCAAUGAAGCUCCUUUAUGUGACGCUAAUUUUGAAGCUGGAUCAGGACAAACUGUGACCAUCGCCGAGAAUAAUGAUACCGGAGUGUCUGUUUAUAGUUUCUCUGCGUCAGAUCCUGACGGUGAUGUACUAAAUUACACCAUUCUCUCAACGUCCACAUCUGGAACUCUCACGCUGUUUGCCAUUAAUACAGUGGGUGUCAUUUACACAGUAAGCACUUUGGAUUAUGAAGCUACUGGCCAGCUGAAGCUAUACGAUGCAGUGGUUUCCGUGUCUGAUCCUGCAGGUGAGACCUGUACUGGCACUGUCGUCAUUCACAUCACUGACGUCAAUGAUGAAGCUCCAAUUAUAAGUGGUUGUCCUUCGAGUCCAUUGUUGGUUGAUGAAGACGUACCUGUCACGACUCAAGUGUUACAGUUAUCAGCGACUGACAAUGAUGACAAUGACAAUUUUACUUUCUCCUUCACAACUGCUGUAUCUGACUUUCAAAUAAUUCAAGCUGGAAAUGUUGUAUGGAUUGUGACUAACUCCUUGCUGGACUAUGAUGAUGCCUCUGCUGUCAAAAGCUACCAACUAAGUGUAAUCGUCACUGACCUGGCAUCCAACAUUGCAAUAUGCAAUUUGACUGUCAAUUUAAAUCCUAUUAAUGAAGCUCCUAAUUGUGAAGCCCAAUUUGUAGCGGGGACAGGACCAGCUGUGACAAUUCCAGAAACCAGUGCUCUUGGGAUCUCUGUCUACAAGUUAACUGCAUCUGAUCCUGAUGAAGAUACUUUACAUUAUACCAUUUUGUCGACUUCCUCCACCAACACCACUGCACGAUUUAAUGUGGAUAAUUUGGGUCAAAUUACCACAUCAACUGCUUUGAAUUUUGAAAAUGGUGACACACUCUUCUAUGCUGUGGUAUCUAUUAAUGACAAUGCAACUUCAGGCCUCGGGUGCACGGGCACCGUGACAAUCACAGUUACUGAUGUAAAUGAUGAAAGUCCAACCAUCAGCUCCUGUCCUUUGAACACUUUGAUCCUGAAUGAAGAAACAGCUGCUGGUUCCACACUGAUCACUUUAUCUGCCGUUGACGAUGAUGUAAAUGAUGUCUUGGCUUUCAGCUUUGCAAUAAAUGAAACUGACUUUGAAAUCCACACAGCUGGCCACACUGCACAAAUCACCAACACAUUCAAGAUGGACUAUGAAAAUACCUCUGCUAUCAGAUUCUAUACAUUAAAUGUAGUUGUUACCGAUUCAGGAGGUAAUUACGCAAUAUGUAACUUGAACGUGACAUUGAACCCCAUCAAUGAAGCUCCUUUAUGUGACGCUAAUUUUGAAGCUGGAUCAGGACUGACUGCCACUAUUGCAGAAACAAGUGCUGUCGGUGCCUCAGUAUACAAAUUAACUGCCUCUGAUCCUGAUGGAGAUACUUUACACUAUUCCCUUCUACCGAGCUCCUCCACCAACACCACUGCACGAUUUCAUGUGGAUGAUCUGGGUCUCAUUUCUACAGCAACCACACUGAAUUUUGAAAAUGGUGACACGGUUUUCUAUGCUAAGGUAUCUAUUGAUGACAAUGCAACUACAAGCCUUAGUUGCACAGGCACAGUUACAAUCAUUGUUACUGAUGUAAAUGAUGAAGCUCCUACCAUCAGCUCCUGCCCAUCGAGCACUUUGAACCUGUAUGAAGAAACAACUACUGGAACCACUUUGAUCAGUUUAACUGCCUCCGAUGAUGAUACCAAUGACAACCUGACUUUUAGUUUUGAAGUAAAUGAACCUGAUUUUGAAAUCCACCAAGAUGGCAACACUGCAAAAAUCACCAAUGCAUUCAAAAUGAACUAUGAGAAUGCCUCUGCUAUCAAAUUCUAUACACUAAAUGUAGUUGUUACAGACGCGGGAGAUAAUAAAGCAAGGUGUAACCUUAAUGUGACACUGGUCAACAUCAAUGAAGCUCCUGUAUGUGAAGAUGCUCUUUUAGCAGGACCAUCAAUUACCAUUCCAGAGACCACAGCUAUUGGUGCCCCAGUUUAUAAAUUAAAUGUGGAGGAUCCUGAUGGAAAUUCUUUACAAUAUUCGUUGCUAGCAACCUCUUCCACUAAUACCACCGCUCGAUUCAGUGUGGAUAGUUUGGGUGAAAUUUCCACAGUCGCUGCUUUGAAUUAUGAAAACGGGGACAUGGUUUUCUAUGCUGUGGUAUCUAUUAGUGACAAUGUUACUGCCAGCCUUAGUUGCACAGGUACAGUGACCAUCACUGUUACUGAUGUAAAUGACGAAACUCCAACCAUCAGCUCUUGUCCGAUAAGCACUUUGAUCCUGAAUGAAGAAGUUGCCGCUGGAAAAACAUUGAUUACUUUAUCUGCCUCUGAUGAUGAUAACAAUGAUAACUUGACCUUCAGCUUUGGAAUAAAUGUGCCCGAGUUUGAAAUCCACCAAGUUUCCAAUACUGCAACAAUUACCAAUUCAUUGAAGCUAGACUAUGACAAUGCCUCAACUAUCAAAUUAUAUACAUUAAAUGUAGUGGUUACAGACAGUGGACUUAAUACAGCAACGUGUAAUCUGAACAUAUCAUUGGCUCCCAUCAAUGAAGCUCCUGUAUGUGAUGCUGAUCUUGUAGCAGGACCAACAGUUACUAUUCCAGAGACCACGGCUGUUGGCACUUUGGUGUACAAGUUAACUGCAUCUGAUCCUGACGGAAAUUCUUUACAAUAUUCCUUCCUGGCAAGCUCUUCAGACAACACUACUGCUCGAUUUAGUUUGGAUACUUUGGGCCAAAUUUCAACAGCAGCUGCUUUGAAUUUUGAAAAUGGUGACAUGGUUUUCUAUGCUGUGGUAUCUAUUAGUGACAAUGUUACUGCCAGCAUUAGUUGCACGGGUACAGUGACCAUCACUGUUACUGAUGUAAAUGAUGAAACUCCAACCAUCAGCUCCUGUCCAUUGAGCACUUUGAUCCUGAAUGAAGAAGUUGCUGCUGGAAAAACACUGAUCAGUUUGUUUGCUUCAGAUGGUGAUAACAAUGAUAAUCUGACUUUUAGCUUUGCAGUAGAUGAGCCCAACUUUGAAAUCCACCAAGUUUCUGACACUGCAAUAAUUACCAAUUCAUUGAAGCUAGACUAUGAGAAUACCUCAGCUAUCAGAUUCUAUACAUUAAGAACAGUUGUUACAGAUCAGAGCGGUAACAUAGCAAUGUGUAACUUGAAUGUAUCUCUGAAUCCCGUCAAUGAAGCUCCCAUUUGUGAUGCCAGUUUUGAAGCGGGAACAGGACCAUCAGUCACCAUUCCAGAGACCGCUGCUAUUGGGACCUCUGUUUAUAAAUUAACCGCAUCUGAUCCUGAUGGAAAUACUUUGCAGUAUUCCAUUCUGCCAAAUUCCACCCCCAACACUACUGCUCGAUUUAACGUGGAUAAUUUGGGACUAAUUUCUACAGCAUCUGCUUUGAAUUUUGAAAAUGGUGACAUGCUUUUCUAUGCUGUGGUAGCUAUCAAUGACAGUGCGACUACAAGCCUCGGGUGCACAGGCACAGUGACAAUCACAGUUAGUGAUGUAAAUGAUGAAAGUCCAAUAUUCAGCUCCUGUCCAAUGAGUACUUUAUUCCUGGAUGAAGAAGUUCCUGCUGGGACAGCAGUGAUCACUUUAUCUGCCUCGGAUGAUGAUAACAAUGAGAACCUGACCUUUAGCUUUGCAGUAAAUGAAUCUGUCUUUGAAAUCCACCAAGUUGCCAACACUGCAAUAAUUACCAAUGCACUUAAACUGGACUAUGACAAUGACUCUGUUGUCAAAUCCUACACACUGAACGUAGUCAUUACAGACCUUCAAGACAAUACAGCAAUGUGCAAUCUGGACAUAGCCUUGCUUUCCAUCAAUGAAGCUCCGAUAUGUGAGGCUGAUUUUGAAGCAGGGACAGGACCAGCUGUCACCAUUCCAGAGACGAGUCCUGCUGGUACCUCGGUCUAUAAGUUAACUGCAUCUGAUCCUGAUGGAGACAGUUUACAUUAUUCCAUCCUGCCGAGCUCUUCUACCAAUACCACUGCUCGAUUUAGCGUGGACAAUCUGGGUCAAAUUUCCACAGCAGCUGCUUUGAAUUUUGAAAAUGGUGACACGUUUUUCUAUGCUGUGGUAGCUAUUAAUGACAGUGCGACUACAAGCCUCGGGUGCACAGGCACAGUGACAAUCACAGUUACUGAUGUAAAUGAUGAAAGUCCAGCAUUCAGCUCCUGCCCAUCAAGCAACUUGAUCCUAAGUGAAGAAGUGGCCACUGGAACCAAAUUGACCAUUUUAUCUGCCUCAGACAAUGAUAACAAUGAUACUCUAACAUUUAGCUUCUCAGUAAAUGAGCCUGACUUUAAAAUACAGCAAGUUGAGAACACUGCAAUAAUUACCAAUGCGUUCAAGAUGGACUAUGACACUGCUUCUGCCAUCAGAUUCUAUACAUUAAAUAUAGUUGUUAAGGACCGGGCAGGAAAUACGGCAAUGUGCAAUGUGAAUAUAUCAUUGAUUCCUGUCAAUGAAGCUCCUAUAUGUGAUGCUGAUUUUGAAGCAGGGACAGCCUCUGUGGAUAUUAAUGAGACCCAUGAUGUCCUGACAACCAUUUACAAAGUUGUUGCAACAGACCCAGAUUUUGAGGACUCUUUGACAUAUGAGAUUGCAUCCCAGGUGUCUGGCCCUCUAACAGGAGGAAAUAUCUUCAGUAUUGAUUCAGCGACUGGAAUUAUCUACAGAAAUAUAUCAACAUCACUGGAUUAUGAUUCUGGCUAUCAUGUGUUCACAUUGGAUGUUACAGUGAAAGAUAAAGGAACCCCAUCUCCACAGAAGUCCUGCAAAGGAAUUCUUACCAUAAAUAUCAUUGAUCAGAAUGAUGAGGUCCCUAUUAUGAGUUUUAGCCCUGCAAAUCCAAUAAAUUUCACAGAAGACAGUCCUGCUGGAACUGUGGUAGUGCAACUGGAUUCCACUGAUAGGGAUGCUGGUGAUGUUGCAUCUUAUAGCCUUGCUGAAGCUUCCCAAGACUUUUCCAUUAAUCCAGUUACAGGGAUAAUGACUGCAAUAAAUGUGUUGGACUACGAUAACAGCACGACAAUAAAAUACCAUUCACUGCAAGUGUUUGUCACAGAUAAAGCGUUGAACACGGCCACAGUCAGCCUGACCAUUGUGCUUCAGCCUGUCAAUGAACCACCAGUGUGCACUUCACCGCAGCUGGCAGAAGGAAAUGCCACAAUGAACAUUGAUGAGAAUUACCCAAAUCUGAAAACAAUCUACCAGGUUACUGCUACAGACCCUGAUGAAGGGGAUUCACUGACAUUCAGCAUUGUGUCCCAGGAAUCUAGUCCAGUCAUGGGAGGUAAUCAGUUCAGCAUUGAUGCUGACACAGGAAUCGUGUAUAGAAACUCAACAACGAUUCUAGACUACGACCACACAUAUCAUUUUUUCACACUAAAGAUUGAGAUAAAUGACAAAGGAAACCCAGCUCCACAGCAUUCUUGCAAGGGAACUUUGACCAUCAUUGUAAAUGACUUAAAUGAUGAAGAACCUGUAUUUACACCUAUCCCCUUGCAUACAAUUCAAGCACAAGAGGAAGUACUUCUUGGAACUCUAAUUGGGAAGGUGGAAGCUUCUGACUUGGAUGAGAAUGAUAAUAUCUUGUUUGAGUUCAUUGAUAAUCAGCCUUUGUUCUCAUUGGACAAUGAUUCUGGCGAUAUUAUUCUACAGAGCCGGCUGGAUUAUGACAGCCCUGAUGUUGCACAAGUCCACUUUUUAUCCAUCAGAGCGUUCGACAAUAAUCGGACGCACUCAUCCACGUACACCCUGACAGUCUCUGUGGUUAAUAUUGAUGAAGCACCCAACUGUGACCCUGCAUUCACUGUUGGUGCAGGUGUUUCACUGAGUAUUCCUGAAAACUUUCCAACUUCUGGAUCAGUUUAUCAGAUCCUUGCUGCUGACCCAGAUGUCAACGAUUCUGUCACAUACUCUAUAACAAAAGAAACCCCAGGAACUACACAAUACUUCAUCCUCGAUUCCAGCACUGGACUCCUUUCAAGAACUUCCAUUUCACCUUUAGAUUAUGAAGCAGGCAUAAAGAGGUUUCAGAUGAAAAUAGUGGUGGCUGAAGCUGGAAAGAGCAGCCCCAAGUCCUGCACUGGCUCCAUUACUAUUAAUCUGGAAAACGUUAAUGAUGAAUCACCACAAUUCAUGCCGAUAUCACCAAACUCACUGACUAUUGAUGAGAAUCUGCCUUGGGGAACAUUCUUAAUUAAAGUUAAUGCCACUGAUGAGGAUGUUGAUGAUGUCAUUUAUUAUGAAUUUGUGAAGACUCACACUGGCUUCCUGAUUGAAGAAGAUACUGGUGAGAUCAAAAUAGCCUCCUUGUUGGAUUAUGAUGAUAUCAACACACUUACCACUUCAAUUCUGGAAAUAAGAGCUUAUGAUACAGACCAAGUGCAUUCCUCCACCUCAACGCUUACUAUCCAUAUUGCGGACAUAAAUGAUAACCCUCCCCAGUGCUCCCGGUACCUUUACAACAUGGAGCUUGCUGAGACUUCCCCACGGGGUACUCCAGUUGUGUCACUAAACUGCUGGGAUAAUGACAGAACAGCAGCAAAUAAUAUCUUGAAGUACAAUAUGGUUCUUGACUCAUAUUCGACAGGAAGAUUUAACAUCACUGGUAAUGAAAUAACAAUUGGGUCAUCGCUCUUGCAGUAUGAUGAUAUCUCAUUUGCUGCUGUUCAUUUUCAACACCUGAUCAUUGUUAAGAUAACAGAUAAUGGAAAGCCUCAAUUGACAAGUACCGCCACAGUUAUAGUGAAGGUUACACCAGUGAAUGAGUGGAAUCCUGUAUCAGGAUCACGAACGUUUAACGUCUUUGAAGACAGCCCAAUUGGGGCUCUCAUUGGAACAGCAAUAUUUACUGAUAAUGACCUCCCAUUUGACAACAUAAGAUAUUCUAUUGUAGGAGGCAACAGUGAAAUCCCACCUAUGUUUUACAUUGAAUCCAACUCAGGUCGAAUAAGACUUCUAAAUUCCUUGGACAGAGAAAAACAAGAGACUUAUAUCCUCACUGUCAAAGCAACAGAUAUGAAAAAUGAUCUUCAAAUCGACCCAUUUAAGCAAAGAAGCAGCUCAGCCAUAGUGACUGUGAAUGUCUUGAAUGUGAAUGAUGAGGCUCCAGUAUGUAACCCAGAGUAUUACGAGAGCACCAUCUACUCCACCAUCACCAUCCCCUUUGUCCAGUUGCAGUGCUCUGAUAGAGAUUCUCCUGAUAAUGAACUCAGCUAUUCAAUCGUAGGGGAAAACGCAGAAGACCUCUUCGAGCUUCAGAGACCAGACAACAAUCCUCCUCAGGUGGCCUCCACUCAGCGGUUUCAGUUUGAUUCAUUUCAAGGUAUUGAGCACUCCAAGGAGUACACCUUGCUGAUCCAGGUGACAGAUGAGCUUGGCAAGGACAAACACCAGCAGCUCACGUCCACGGCAACCGUGGUGAUACACGUGGUGCCAUGGACAACCACACAACCAACUACUACCACCACCACCACCACCACACAGUUUACCACUAGUGUGUUGUCAAUAACCUCCUCCUACUGGGCUCCUGAAAGUUGGUUUGUGGCAGUGAUGACUCUAGCUGCAGCCCUGACGGUGCUUGUCAUCUCUGGAAUAGCCUGGGCUUGUGCCACAAGGCCAGCAACACUGAUUGGAUAUAACAUUCCAGCUGAGGUCUAACCAGGAACCUGUGAAGUUGGACCAGUCACAUAAACAUUGUGGUUACAAGAACAGGUCAAAAUCUGGGUAACUCGCAGCAACUGCCUUACGUCCUGGCUUCUGAGCCCAUUCCAUCAUCUCUGAGGAAAAUUAGUGGUAUGCUGGAAUACGGACUUCUUGGCUGGAUGAGAGUGAUUUGAACAACUCUCAAGAAGUUCAACAAAGCAGCAGCACAGCAUUCAUUCUGUCUAAAAAAGGUGUGGCUGCAACUUGAGGCAACUACAAAAUAUACUGCAGUACUCACUCAGGCAACCAUAACAUUUCCAAAUCCCUCAACAUCUACCAAAAAUGGACAUGACCUGCAGGUGCA
This is a messenger RNA of Mobula hypostoma (lesser devil ray), 11591 nucleotides long. Its product is annotated as protocadherin Fat 4-like. Gene Ontology annotation, molecular function: calcium ion binding; cadherin binding. NCBI's taxonomy places the organism in Eukaryota, Metazoa, Chordata, Chondrichthyes, Myliobatiformes, Myliobatidae. Gene Ontology annotation, biological process: homophilic cell-cell adhesion. Gene Ontology annotation, cellular component: plasma membrane; catenin complex. The transcript has 87 exons. The coding region runs from base 29 to 11242 and encodes 3737 amino acids. The record is from RefSeq and is a predicted model, not a curated record.